This is a messenger RNA of Rotaria socialis, 2506 nucleotides long. Lineage: Eukaryota; Metazoa; Rotifera; Eurotatoria; Philodinida; Philodinidae. The record is from the annotation of a GenBank genome assembly.
AACGCAAAGAAACGUCAAAUACUUACUUGAACGAGAACGUUGCAAUAAAUUUCGCAUUAUAUUCUCAAUCUUUUUUAACUAUUGAACCAUAUGCUUGCCUGCAAUUUAAAGUGACAAAAAAUAGGCUUUUCAAAACAACUGGCUUUCAGUUCAUGGUCAAUACAAUAAAGUCAGUGACUAUUACUAUGAUAAAAGAAAAUAAUAGCAAAUGUUGAUCUCUCAUAAGAAUUAUUUGUUGUCAACUACGAUCUCUUGAACUGAAGUAUGCAUCUAGAGCAGACAGAUAAUAUGAAUUAAUUUAUGAUUGUUUCCGUCUACGGUGUUUUCUCUUUAGGUCACUGCUUGUUGAAUGUAUAAAAAUGACUCAUUUUCAUAAUUGUUCUAACAUUCACAUUAGUCUAGCAUGCCAAGAAACGUUUGUAAUAAUAAAAUUCGACUCGCAACUUAUGAUCAAUCGUCUCCAUUAUUAGUACGAAAUAUUGUUCACUGAUUGCGAAAGAGUAAUCUACUAAAAACAAAUAUUUUUCUUUUCAUGCGAUGGUGGUUCUCUCUGAAAAAAAUUUGUUGUGAUGACAUAAAGAUGUGUAAGAGAAAUUUAAUUAGCAUAUUGUGUUUUCUUUUUGUGCUUUUUCAUGAUUUUUUACUUCUCUUUUAAAUGUAACUUUGUUAGGUUGCAUCGCUGUUGACAAAGCAGCUCAGCAUAUAAAAAAUAAUAGUCAUUACUAAUAAAAAUAUUUUCAAUAUAGCGAAUGAUGCUUGAAUAAAAGCACAUACACAGUCUACUCGCAGUGCAGUAAGUUUUAACGAUAAAGAUUGUUGCAACAAAUGUUAGCAGCACAGUGUGAGUGCGUCUGUCUAUAGCAUUGACACAAUUGACCAUUUUUGUGUUAGAAAUCAUAGACGUUUGUAGGGAAUGACAGAUAUAGAACUGAUCUGAAAUUCUUACCGGUGCCGGACCAGCUAGUGAGCGAUAUUGAUUCCAUGUCAAGGGAAAGAAUACGCAAAAUAGUCCCCCUUAACUAAGAAGUCCUAGAUUAGUGGGAGAUGAUCCCUGUGCUGGUUUUUCUAUGGAACUUUGAGCCCAUCAUGACAAAAUUCUAAAAGAUGGGUUUUUGUAGCUAUGUGAAGCUUAACCACUCACCCUCUUGAGAGUGUGGGUGUUGAUGUUCUGGACACCCACAUCCACACCCCAAAUUUUCUGUUGCUCUUUGAGUUAAUCUCGUUGAAAGUUUUGGAAAUAUCUUGGACUUUGUGGAUCCACUAUGAGGUAUUUUAGUAUUCACCAUAGUCCGCUACGAUGAAGACAAGUUGCAUUCGCAUUUUUAGUAUUCUGCUUUUUUUUGGCUUUUUGAUGUGUAAUUUCUCGUUAGAAACUAAACAAUUAUUAUUUCACCGGACCCAUUUUCUUCUGAUAUACGUGCUCUAGCUUUGGAAUAACAUUUUAAAAGCUACUAUAAUAGAUUUAUUUUUUUAUAAUAUGUGAUGGUGAAACUUUAUUAAUAGACAUUAAUUAAACUGAAAUUAGUGCUUUUUCUGCAAUCUACCAAUCAAUACAAAGAUAAAAAUUUUAAAAUAGUUUUCGGUAUUUAUAGAGAGAAGUAUUUCGACGAAGUGAUAUUGCUUUAAACAAAACAAUGCUAAGAUUUCUGAAGGUACUCUCAAUGACAGUGUAAGUAACUUCUUAAUCAUACAAUAAUAAUUCAAUUUGCAUUCUUCUCUAGAUUCAUUGCCACUGCCGUUAAAGGUAAAAGAGACAGAUUUAGAGCAGUUUGAUUAAUUCGAGUCUAACGAAAACUAUAAUACCUAAUUUUUUGUCGUUGCUUUUCUAAGAUAACAUUGAUUCAGUAUUUUUGCCCGCAAUGGGCUUGUGUAGAUACUUUAAGAUAAAUUUUAUUUUCAUAUAAAUAUUGUUUUAGGUCAAAAUUUGACUGAUUUUGGUACUACAAGCUGUGGAUGCUGUCCAUCCCCAAGUUGCCAAAAAAAAUCCGUUCCAUGUUCAAUAAACAGUGAUUGCGAGUGCUUAUUCAUGACAAUAACUGCUGGUGGAAUGUGUGCUGAUACUAUCAUAUCAUGUCAAAAUUUGACAUCCUGCGAAAAUGAUAAUAUGACAUGUUCGGUACCGAACACUAUAUGUGUUAAUAACACCCGAUGUGCGAGACCAGUUUGUUUUCCAGUUCAACGUGCGUCGUUUCAAAUAUGCCCUCCAUUGAAUGCGAUAAUUUCUAAUACUACUGCAACUCCGGUGAAUACAACAAUACCGGUAAGAAAUUCGACCAUUAAAGGUAUAACAGCAACAGCAACAGCUACAGUAACAACAACAACAACAGCAACAACUGUAUCAACAGUUAAGAUAACAACAACAACAACUGUAUCAACAGUUAAGAUAACAACAGCAACAACUGUAUCAACAGUUAAGAUAACAACAACAACAACAACGGUAUCAACAGUUAAGAUAACAACAACAACAGCAACAACAACACCAACGCCAAAUAUACUGGGUAAAUGA